Messenger RNA from Ochotona princeps (American pika), 2288 nucleotides. RefSeq names its product suprabasin (gene SBSN). The transcript is spliced from 5 exons. Bases 131 to 2182 code for a protein of 683 amino acids. Lineage: Eukaryota; Metazoa; Chordata; Mammalia; Lagomorpha; Ochotonidae. The record is from RefSeq and is a predicted model, not a curated record.
UCCUUCACUAGGACCAAGCUGGCUUCCCAGGAGUGCCUGAGUCAUGAGGGGUGGGGCAGAGGUGGGAGAGGAUAAGUAGCUGCCAGCCUUGCCCAGCUGCUCUCUGCAUCCUCCCCACCUCCCCAGCAAAAUGCGUCUUGCCCGAGUGCUCGGCUCCUGCUUCCUGCUCCUGAUCCUGGGAGCCUUGCCUGGAUGGGCAGCCAGCGAUGACCCCCUUGAGAAGGUCCUUGAAGGGAUCAACCGAGGGUUGAGCAAUGCAGAGAGAGAGGUGGGCAAGGCCCUGGAAGGCAUCAAUAAUGGAAUCACGCAAGCCGGAAGGGAAGUGGAGAAGGUUUUUAAUGGACUUAGCAGCAUGGGGAACCAGGCCGUCAAGGAGGUGGACAAAGGCCUCAACAGCGGCUUGGACAAGGUAGCCCAUGGGAUCAACAGUGGCGCCGGACAAGCAGGGAAGGAAGCAGAGAAGUUUGCCCACGGGGCCAACAACGCUGCUGGACAGGUUGGGAAGGAGGCAGACAAACUGAUCCAUCAUGGGGUCAAUCAGGCGGGAAAUGAAGCAGGGAGGUUUGGCCAAGGGGCCCAUCAUGUUGUGGGGCAGGGUGGGGAUGAGUCUGGGAGGUUUGGCCAGGGUGCCCACCAUGCCUUUGGUCAGCCUGGGAAGGAGGCAGAGAAGUUAGGGCAGGGUGCCCACCAUGCCUUUGGUCAGGCCGGGAAAGAGGCAGAGAAACUGGGUCAGGGUGCCCACCAUGCAGAGAAACUGGGUCAGGGUGCCCACCAUGCCUUUGGUCAGCCUGGGAAGGAGGCAGAAAAGUUAGGGCAGGGGGCCCACCAUGCCUUUGGUCAAGCCGGGAAGGAGGCAGAGAAACUGGGUCAAGGAGCCCACCAUGCCUUUGGUCAGCCUGGAAAGGAGGCAGAGAAGCUAGGGCAGGGUGCCCACCAUGCCUUUGGUCAAGCCGGGAAGGAGGCAGAGAAGCUGGGUCAGGGUGCCCAUCAUGCCUUUGGUCAGCCUGGGAAGGAGGCAGAGAAGUUAGGGCAGGGGGUGCACCAUGCCUUUGGUCAAGCCGGGAAGGAGGCAGAGAAACUGGGUCAGGGUGCCCAUCAUGCCUUUGGUCAGCCUGGAAAGGAGGCUGAGAAGUUAGGGCAGGGUGCCCACCAUGCCUUUGGUCAGGCCGGGAAGGAGGCAGAGAAGCUGGGUCAGGGAGCCCAUCAUGCCUUUGGUCAGCCUGGGAAGGAGGCAGAGAAGUUAGGGCAGGGUGCCCACCAUGCCUUUGGUCAGGCUGGAGAUGAAGCUGGGAAGUUAGGGCAGGGUGCCCAUCAUGUCUUUGGUCAGGGUGGGGACGAAGCCGGGAGGUUUGGCCAGGGUGCUCACCAUGCCUUUGGUCAGGGUGGGGAUGAAGCUGGGAGGUUUGGCCAUGGUGCCCACCCUGCCUUUGGUCAGGCCGGGAAGGAGGCAGAUAGGGUAGUCCAGGGGACCUAUCAUGGAGUUAACCAGGCCAGAACAGAGGCUCAGCAGUUUGGGCUUGAUGCUUAUUAUGCCGCAGGGCAGGCUGGGAAAGAGAGAGAUGAACUUGUUCAAGGUUUCCAUGCUGGGGCCAACCAGGCUGGGAGAGGACUGGAACAGUUUGGCCAGGACCUUAGCCGUGGGGUUAAUGAGGCUUGGCAGGAGACAGAGCGGUUUGGCCAGGGGGUUCACGAUGCAGCGGGGCAGGUGGGGAGGGAGGCAGACAGAAUAGGCCAAGGUAUGCAUCACCAGGCUGGGAAGGAGGCAGGGCAGCUUGGCCAGGGAGUUCACCAUGCCGUUGAACAGGCCGGAAAGGAAGCAGACAAAGUGGUCCAAGGGGUCCACGAUGGGGUCCAGCAGGCCGGGAAGGAGGCAGAGAAGCUUGGCCAAGGGGUCCAACAUGCUGCUGGCCAGGCCGGAAAGGAGGCGCAGAAACUUGGCCAUGGUGUCCAGCAUGCUGCCGGCCAGGCCGAGAAGGAAGUGGACAGGUGGCAGCAGAAUGUUCAUAAUGGGGCCAACCAAGCCAGCAAGGAGGCCAACCAGCUGCUGAAUGGCGGUCAAGGCGGCUCUACCGGGCAGCACGCAGGGGGCGUAACCACUACAGUAGCAUCUGGAGCCUCGGUCAACAAGCCCUUCAUCAACUUUCCGGCGCUGUGGAGGAGCAUCGCCACCAUCAUGCCCUAAACAGACGUCCUGGCUUUGCCAAGCACGCGGGCACGCGGACGUUCCUGUUGCCCUAUCAGCUGGAAUGACUGGCAGGAGCUUGGAAUGGGUUGGGGGCAGAUUUCUG